Penicillium samsonianum is the source of this 951-nucleotide messenger RNA. RefSeq lists its product as uncharacterized. The record is from RefSeq and is a predicted model, not a curated record. The transcript has a single exon. The coding region runs from base 1 to 951 and encodes 316 amino acids. Lineage: Eukaryota; Fungi; Ascomycota; Eurotiomycetes; Eurotiales; Aspergillaceae.
AUGCCGAGUUCUAAUACUUUCAGAUGUCUUUCUUCUCCCUUGUUCACAUUUACUGUUGGCGACAAUAAGAAGGAGGUUACCGUGCAUUCUUCCGCUUUGGCAGGACUCUCACAGCCCCUGAAUGCUCUAAUCAACGGCAAAAUGAUCGAGGCAAAAACAAGACACGUUGACUGGUCAGAUAUCGAUGAAGACACGUUUGCUCGGUUAUGUGAAUUUGCAUACUUUCGAAAUUACACACCCCCGACGUUUCGCAUGGUCAAUGGAAAAUCCCCUUCCACCAAGGUCACAGAGACGGCAAAGGAGAAGCGGAAACGCAAAAAGAACCGCGCAAGUUUCAACUGGAACGAUGCGUCGAUGGAGGAGCCUAUACCUGAACCUGAGCCGGAACCCGAACCAGAACCCGAGGAGGCUGAGCCGGAGGCACCUCCUUUCGAAGACGCUUGCGACGAUCAGGAAAUUCCAUAUAAAGAGAGAAGCGUGUGGACGGGUCAACUACGCGAUGCAUUUGAGCGGAAUCUAGUCAUUCCCAAAUACCAAACUACCGACCUAAGCCAUACCUUUGCGGCACCCGAAAAUACCGGGUCCUGGGAAGACUUCACCCCGGUGUUUCUCGAACAAGCUCGACUAUACGUGCUGGCCGAAAAAUAUUGCAUAGACUCAUUGUGCCAGCUUGUACUCUCCAAGUUGCAUCAAACGUUGAAAAGCUUCAAACUCUAUGAUACGGGUUUGAAUGGUAUCAUUGAACUUGUUCGAUUUGUCUAUAUGGACACACCACCGAAUUACGGUGGAAAAAUUGAUGGCAUGAGGAAUCUUGUAACGCGUUACGUUGUUUCUGUUCUUGGUCAAAUUGGCGAGAAUGAAUGUUUCCGAGAAAUUUUAGCCGAAGGCGGCCCUUUCGUGAGUGAUUUUUGGCACAUCAUUUGGGGUAUCGAGGAAAAGUCAAGCGCAUGA